AUGUCUAUAUUCCUUUUCAGGUUACGUCCAAGAAGAUGAUCUGAAAGAUGAGGAAGACAUAAAAGAAGAGGAAGAGGAUGAUGAUGAGAGCAAUUCAACGGCUCAUCUUCAGGGUAGCAACGACCCUGGAACAGAUGAAGAACAUGAGGUGGGCCCUGAUCCAAAAGGAAGCUUCAGCUACCAAAAUUCCCCAGGGAGUCAUAUCUCCAAUCAGGAUGCAGAAAACGAAUCCUUGCUCAGUGAUGCUAGCGACCAGGUGGCAGACAUUAAAAGCCUCUGCUCCAAGGAGGCAUCAGACUCCAAAGGCAAUAUCCAUCCCAAACAUCCAACAGAAGCACAUAGCUGCAUGGAUAAAAUGACAGCUGUCUAUGCUAAUAUCCUUUCAGAUUCUUACUGGACAGGCUUGGGACUGGGGCUCAAGCUGUCCACUUCUGAUAAGAGGGGAUGUGAUAAUAGAAAUGGAGCAAGCAAAAGUGACUUUGAUUGGCAUCAGGAUGCCUUGACCAAAAGCUUGCAGCAGAGUUUACCAGUCCGGCCCCUCUCCAAGCCGAACCUUUUCAGCUCAGUCCAGCUGUACAGGCAAAGCAGCAAAAUGUGUGGAACUGUAUUCACAGGUGCUAGCAGGUUUCGGUGUAGGCAGUGCAGUGCUGCCUAUGAUACCUUAGUGGAGCUUACUGUCCAUAUGAACGAAAGUGGCCAUUACCAAGAUGACAACCAUAAAAAAGACAAGCACAGAUCUACCAGCUAUUCCAAGCCCCGGAAAAGGGCCUUUCAGGACAUGGAUAAAGAAGAUGCUCAGAAAGUUCUGAAAUGUAUGUUCUGUGGUGACUCUUUUGACUCUCUUCAAGACCUAAGUGUCCAUAUGAUCAAAACAAAACAUUACCAAAAAGUGCCUUUGAAGGAGCCGGUACCUACCAUAUCUUCCAAGAUGGUAACUCCAAAUAAGAAACGUGUGUUCGACAUUAAUAGGCCUUGCUCUCCAGAUUCGACCACUGGAUCGUUUGCCGACACAUUUUCUUCUCAUAAGAAUGCCAAUCUUCAGCUAUCAUCUAACAAUCGUUACGGCUACCAGAAUGGUGCCAGCUACACGUGGCAGUUUGAAGCGUGCAAAUCACAGAUUCUCAAGUGCAUGGAAUGCGGGAGCUCCCACGAUACUUUGCAGCAACUCACAACCCACAUGAUGGUCACGGGUCACUUCUUGAAAGUCACGAGCUCAGCUUCCAAGAAAGGGAAACAACUUGUUUUGGAUCCCUUGGCUGUGGAAAAAAUGCAGUCGCUUUCUGAUGCGUCAGCCACUGACAGCCAGCAUUCGAAACCCUCCAGUAAUUCAUCAACUGAUUCUACAGCUCCGGCUUCAGAGCUAAAAAAGGAAAGUAAGCAAAAUAAAUCUGAGGAAGCAAACAAAGAUGAAAAAGUGAUAAAAAAUGAAGACUAUGAAGAUGUUCUUCAAAAACCACUGGACCCAACAAUGAAAUAUCAGUAUCUCCGGGAGGAAGAUUUAGAAGAUGCUUCAAAAGGUGGUGGAGACAUUUUGAAGUCUUUGGAAAACACUGUCACCACAGCCAUCAAUAAAGCUCAGAAUGGAGCACCCAGCUGGAGUGCGUAUCCCAGCAUCCAUGCAGCAUACCAGCUCUCUGAAGGAACAAAGCCUUCCUUACCGGUGGGAUCCCAAGUUUUGCAAGUUCGACCAACAGUCAGUAAUAAACUGAGGCCUAUUGCUCCAAAAUGGAAAGUGAUGCCCAUAGUACCCAUGACAGCUAAUCUAGUCCAGUGCAGCCAGUUGAAAAAAGAAGGAGACCCCAAGAAGGAAGCUCAUAAGGACUACAUUAAAGAUGGCAACAAGACAGACAUGGUUCCUCCAUAUCAGAAUGAAGGAGACUCUCCUCCUCAGGCUGAGAUGUGUGUAGAGUCCAAAAAGUCAGAGCUAAGUCCUUUGAAGGAGGAACACAAGACAAAGGAAGAGGAGGAAAAAAUAAAAACAAAGGAUUCUGUGACAUCAUCUCUCAGCAAUGGAUGCCCUACUGGGAACCACACUUCAGAGCUGCCUGGUUUAAACCCACUCAGUGCCCUGCAGUCUGUGCUGAACAACCAUUUGGGCAAAGCGAAUGAGCCUUUGCGACCUCAGUCAAACUCCAGCCCCAGUUCAAGUUCAACGUCUUUGUUCCACAAACCAAAUUUAAAUAUAAAAGAGAAGCCUGUUCUGUCUCCUGCGUCAACGCCAGCAAAACCUGCCAAAGUUACAUCGAGGCAUUAUGUGUUUGAGAGCAACGAUCAGCCAAUUGACCUGACAAAAUCAAAGCAUAAGAAAGGGGAAUCUGUCCAGGCUCAAUCUUGUACUUCCCCACCUCAGAAGCAUGCUCUGUCUGACAUUGCAGACAUGGUCAAAGUCCUUCCCAAAGCAACAACUCCAAAACCUGCUGCAUCCUCCAGAAUCCCAUCAAUGAAACUGGAAAUGGACGUUCGGCGUUUCGAAGAUGUCUCAACCGAAGUCUCCACUUUGCAUAAAAGAAAAGGAAGGCAGUCCAACUGGAAUCCUCAGCAUCUCCUGAUCCUUCAGGCCCAGUUUGCAUCCAGUCUCUUCCAAACAUCAGAGGGUAAAUAUUUAUUGUCAGAUCUGGGCCCUCAAGAACGUAUGCAGAUUUCCAAGUUUACUGGGUUGUCCAUGACUACCAUCAGCCAUUGGCUGGCGAAUGUCAAGUACCAGCUCAGAAAAACUGGGGGGACAAAGUUUUUGAAAAACAUGGACAAGGGACACCCCAUCUUUUAUUGCAGUGACUGUGCAUCUCAGUUUAGAACCCCAUCAACAUACAUCGGCCAUUUAGAAUCCCAUCUAGGUUUCCAAAUGAAAGACAUGAACAAGCUGGCUGUGGAGCAGCAAACCAAGGUAGAGCAAGACAUUUCCAGAAUUUCAGUUCAAAGAUCUCCUGAAACAAUAGCUGGAGAAGAGGACACAGACUCUAAGUUCAAAUGUAAGUUGUGCUCUCGGACAUUUGUGAGCAAACAUGCUGUCAAACUUCAUCUAAGCAAAACACACAGCAAGUCACCAGAACAUCAUUCACAGUUUGUAGCAGAAGUGGAUGAAGAAUAACUCCUAAGGUAUGCAUGCCUUAACUGCAAAAG
Messenger RNA from Protobothrops mucrosquamatus (brown spotted pit viper), 3120 nucleotides. It is a transcript of the gene TSHZ2, whose product is annotated as teashirt zinc finger homeobox 2. Lineage: Eukaryota; Metazoa; Chordata; Lepidosauria; Squamata; Viperidae. Gene Ontology annotation, molecular function: DNA-binding transcription factor activity, RNA polymerase II-specific; DNA binding. Gene Ontology annotation, biological process: regulation of transcription by RNA polymerase II. The transcript has a single exon. The annotation marks the transcript as partial. Gene Ontology annotation, cellular component: nucleus. The record is from RefSeq and is a predicted model, not a curated record.